Paramecium pentaurelia is the source of this 319-nucleotide messenger RNA. The record is from the annotation of a GenBank genome assembly. Lineage: Eukaryota; Ciliophora; Oligohymenophorea; Peniculida; Parameciidae.
AAUGGGUGUCUUCUAUUAAUGCACCAAUUUAACAACUGGAUUAAUGUAGUACAAUUAGAAUCUCAAAGAAAUAAAUUCUUAAAUGCAAAGUGAAACCAAAGGGUUAUAAGAAAGUGUUGCUACACUUCACUAAGCAUUUGAGGAAACUGUGUUCAAAAUUAAUUAAAUAUAGAAUUAAGUAUUUGAAUUAGAGCAGCAACUCUAUUCUUAAAGAUCCAAAACAUUGAUUGAAUAAAAGAAAGGGCAAGUAGCUAGUUAUGUUUCAGAAAGAGAGAAGACAUUGAAUGAUUUGAGGAAUUCAUUAUAAUAGCUCAUAUGA